UUUCUUUCUCCCUUAAAACGUUAAACCCCUUUCUCCAUUUCCAUUCUUCCCUAUUUCUUCUUCUUCUUCUUCUAAUUCUCUCUGUUCCAAUGGCUGUUGACGUUCAUUCCUCUGUUUCUCGAGAACCCAUCUCUUUUCCUAAUGGAGUUCAUGAUCCUCCUACAAACCCAGAUGGAAUCGAUCAUAUUUCCACCAUUUCUCAACUUCCAUUGAUCAAUGAUUCUGACAAUCCCAAGCUCGCCGCUAAGCUUUCCAUUUCGCCCCCUCUAGAUGAAAAUCAGACGAAGCUCUCUGAUAUCGAAUCUCCUUCUUCUUCUUCUUCGUCGUCGUCGUUCGAUACCGAGAAAUUAGAGGAUUCUACCCAUCAUAACGGUCAUAUUCCCAUUCGUCCCCACCACGAAUUGAAACCCAAUAAUGGCGAAAUACGCGUAUUGGAGCCUCAUUCUCAACUUCCUAAACCCGAGGCCCCACCUGGGAUUUCCAUUUCCUCUGCUGAUGAACCGCCGCCCAAACGGUCGCAGAGUUUGGCUGAGAAUAUCUCCGUCGACAUGCCGUCGAUUGGGAAGUUUAUACGGGAGAGAAGCAAUAGCUUAUCGGCAGCGAUUUUCAAGCGGAUUUCGUCGCUUAAAGAUGAAGAAAAUGACGACGAGGAUGACAACGGAAAGUCCCAAACCGGCGUCACCGAAAUCAACCUCUCCGGUCUCAAAGUCGUGGUGAAACUGAAGAGCGAUGAAGAGAGAGAGAGAGAAUUAAAGGGAAGAAUCAGCUUCUUCUCAAGGUCGAAUUGCAGAGAUUGUAAAGCGGUUAGAAGUUUCUUCAACGAAAAGGGAUUGAGGUUUGUUGAGAUAAACGUCGACGUUUUUCCUCUAAGAGAGAAAGAGCUGAUGAAGAGGACGGGAAGUUCAUUGGUGCCGCAGAUUUUCUUCAACGAAAAGCUAUUUGGGGGUCUCGUGGCGCUCAACUCCCUAAGAAACAGCGGCGAAUUUGACCGGAGAAUCAAAGAUAUGCUGAGCAAUAAAUGUCCCGACGACGCACCGGCUCCGCCAGUCUACGGUUUCGACGAUCCAGAUGAAGGAUCGCCGGACCAACUACUGGAGAUCGUGAAAUUUCUGAGACAAAGAUUGCCGAUUCAGGACCGAUUGAUCAAGAUGAAGAUAGUCAAGAACUGCUUCUCCGGCAGCGAAAUGGUGGAAGCGGUCAUUCAGCGCCUUGACUGCGGCCGUAGAAAGGCCGUUGAAAUUGGAAAGCAGAUGGCCCAGAAGCUCUUUAUCCAUCAUGUUUUUGGGGAAAAUGAAUUUGAAGAUGGGAAUCAUUUCUAUAGAUUCCUUGAGCAUGGGCCAUUUAUAGCCCGGUGCUUCAAUUUCAGGGGCUCGGUUAAUGACAAUGAGCCCAAGCCCGCAGCCAUUGUUGCACAAAAACUAGCCAAGAUCAUGUCCGCCAUUUUAGAAUCUUAUGCCUCUGAAGAUCUCCAACGUGUUGAUUAUCUCACCAUUAGCAACACUGAAGAAUUUCGAAGGUACAUAAAUGUAAUAGAAGACCUUCAUCGCGUGAACCUCUUGGAACUGUCACAUAAUGAAAAGUUAGCUUUUUUCUUAAAUCUUUACAAUGCUAUGGUGAUUCAUGGGUCGAUAAGAUUUGGACGACUAGAGGGUGUAAUUGACAGAAAAUCCUUCUUCUCCGACUUCCAAUACUUAGUCGGCGGACACCCAUAUUCACUUGUAGCCAUAAAAAAUGGGAUUCUCAGAGGCAAUAGGAGGCCACCCUAUUCCUUUGUCAAACCCUUCAGCAGUGCUGACAAGCGAUUGGAGGUCGCGUUUGGGGAAGUGAAUCCAUUAAUUCACUUUGGACUGUGCAAUGGCACAAAGUCAAGCCCAAGAGUAAGAUUCUAUACUCCUCAAGGAGUCGAAGCAGAGCUAAGAUGCGCCGCAAGAGAAUUCUUCCAAAGUGGAGGAGUGGAGGUUGACUUGGACAAAAGAACUGUGUAUCUCACUGGAAUCAUCAAGUGGUUCAGUGUGGACUUUGGGCAUGAGAAAGAAAUAUUAAUGUGGAUAAUGAAGUUCUUGGAUGCCAAUAAAGCAGGUCUUUUGACACACCUUUUGGGAGAUGGAGGUCCAGUCAACAUAGCUUACCAGAACUAUAAUUGGACUAUGAAUUCUUCUUGAUGUGAUCACUUUAAUUAAUUUCUCCCAAUUGCAAAGGACAAAAAUAUCCUCAAGGAUUUUGUUUGUGGGCUUUGUCAUUCCUUCAUUGCCAACCAUUAUUGUAAAUUAGUAUUAUAGCUUUCUUCUUCUUCUUUCUCAGCCACCCCUUUCCUAAGUUUUUCUCAGAAAUCCCAAUUUUUUUCUGGGAAUAUAUGGGGUGUUGUUUUGUUGUUGGGGUUUGGGGAUAGAGGGGUACAAUGGGAAUUGGAGAUCUUCAUUAUUUACAAACCAUUAAUAUAUAAAUUUAUAUAUUACUUAUGGGAA
This is a messenger RNA of Benincasa hispida (wax gourd), 2465 nucleotides long. Its product is annotated as glutaredoxin-like protein. Lineage: Eukaryota; Viridiplantae; Streptophyta; Magnoliopsida; Cucurbitales; Cucurbitaceae. The record is from RefSeq and is a predicted model, not a curated record. Gene Ontology annotation, biological process: intracellular signal transduction.